GUACGGCGAACCUCCCACCAUGAGCGACAAAAGCGUCAUCCCCAAACUCCAAACAUCACUCGCAAACGUCGGCAUACUUGAAUCAACCUGAUGAAUCCGCAUUUGCUCCGGAGCCAUAAAAUCCCACGUCCCACCCGCGUCGGACGCCGAAUCACCUUUCGCUGGCAUAAACGCAGCAGAAAAAUCUAUAUAUCUCGCUCUCACCACAGCCCGAUUUUUUCCUUCUUCUUCUCCCGUAUCUUGUUGUUGUUGUUGUUGUGAAAUUUCGAGGAGGAUGUUCGCGGGUUUGAUAUCGGCGUGUAUAACCCCCCCAGCAGCAUUCGAGUGUAAAAAUUCCAAACCACUGAUUAAAUCAAACGCUAUACUCGGAAAGAGACUGAUCAGCUCCAUGUGGCGUGCGACUUCCGGCAUGACUCGUAAUCGGCUUGUUAAGUCUUCGAGAGAGCCUCCGGUUAUGGCUUCGAAUACCAGCGAUGAGUUUCGCAGGUCGAGACCGUGGAAUGGUACGAUGUAUACAUUUGCGCCAGAGCGGCGUUGGAGAUGCGAUAGGACGCGGGCUUCUUGGUGGAAUAUUUUUCGUGCGUCUUGGCGGGCUGGGGUUUUAAUUGCGAAUAGGAGCGGGGUGGAGGAAGUUCUUGACUUUCUUCUGCGUGGGGAUGAUGAUGAUGAUGAUGAUGAUGCCGGGAUAGUAGUCGUCGUUUUCUUCGGUUUUGCUAAGUAGACGGUCGACCACAGACCCUGGCCUAACACUUUCGCGCGUUCUAGCUCGUAGUCGAGUGUGGAGAAGUCGUAGGUGAGAAGCACGUCUGGAUUUUCAUCGACUUCUAGAGAACUUCUUUGGCUUGAGAGUGAGGUUUGAGGUGUUUCCGGGGAGCCGAGAUCUUCGUCUUCCAAGGAGGGUCGUGGACUUUCUUGUUCUAACGUUUCGUUUUCUUCGGAAUCUUCGAGUGGACUUGUAGGAGUGAAGUGUGCGUUGUCGAUGGUAUGGGUGUGAGAAAUCGAUUUGUGUCUUGGGUAAAUUCCGUCUGGGGUUUCUUCGAAGUCUGCGCUUCGGUUUCCGGCUACGCUGUAUGUCCUCAUUCGAAGGGGGAGAGGUCUGCUUCGGGGUUUUCGCUGCUGCUGUGGCGUCGUGACGCUAUCGACAAAAUGUACCAUGAGGGAGCGAGGGGGCCAGUUUAUAGGAGGCAUUUGGUGAGAACCAAACAAAUGUGGAUUGUCGGUUAGAUGUAUAUGUCAGAUCUUCGACGAGCAAGCCAUUUUUUUCUUCGCGUCCAAACUAGAUCCAGAUUCUCGGGGCCAAUACUGUGCGCGGAGGAGGAGGAAGAAGGAGAAGUAGCAGCAGAGGUUGGUGAGGUCACGAUACGACAACGACCACGGGAGUUACGGAAAGUAGCUUUGUACCCCAGUCCAGUCCAGCGUUCUCUACCAUCACACGUGUGGCACCAUCCACUACGACCGUACUUUCCGAACUUUUAA
Messenger RNA from Pseudocercospora fijiensis CIRAD86, 1476 nucleotides. RefSeq lists its product as uncharacterized. NCBI's taxonomy places the organism in Eukaryota, Fungi, Ascomycota, Dothideomycetes, Mycosphaerellales, Mycosphaerellaceae. The coding region runs from base 275 to 721 and encodes 148 amino acids. The record is from RefSeq and is a predicted model, not a curated record. The transcript is spliced from 4 exons.